AUGGCGGUGCUCGACCAGUAUACCUAUGUGUUUGCCAUCGGCACCAUCUUUGCCAUGUUGGACGCGUACAACAACGGUGCCAACGAUGUCGCAAACUCCUGGGCGACCAGUGUGUCGUCGCGUUCGAUUUCCUACCGACAGGCCAUGAUCCUCGGUACCAUCUUCGAGCUCCUCGGAGCCAUCUGCGUGGGUGCCCGUACCGCCGAUACCAUCAAGAACGGAAUCAUCCCGGUGUCAGCCUUCAGGGGUGACGCGAGCGUCCAAUUACUGGCGUUCGCUUGUGCUCUCGCGGCUGCGUCCUCCUGGGUCAUGUGGUGUACCCGACACUCCACGCACGUCUCCUCCACCUACUCUCUCGUCUCCGCCGUCGCUGGUGUCGGUGUUGCCACUGCCGGGGCAUCCAAGGUGCAAUGGGGCUGGAAUGGUGGAAAGGGUCUCGGGGCCAUCUUUGCCGGUCUAGGAAUGGCCCCCGCCAUCUCCGCUGCGUUCGGUGCCAUCAUCUUCAUGUUGAUCAAGCUCAUCGUCCACAUGCGGAAGAACCCUGUCCCCUGGGCCGUUUAUUCGUCUCCUUUCUGGUUCCUCGUGGCGGCAACCAUCUGUACCCUGUCCAUUGUCUACAAGGGUUCCCCCAGCCUGGGUCUGAGUAAGAAGCCCGGCUGGUAUAUUGCCGCCGUGACCAUGGGCUGUGGUGGCGGUGUUGCUCUCCUAUCCGCCAUCUUUUUCGUGCCCUUUGUGCAUGCCCGAGUCAUCAAGAAAGACCAGGAUGUGAAGUGGUGGAUGUUCAUCCUGGGCCCCCUCCUCCUCACACGCCAGUCCCCGAAUGUGGGCGAACAAGCCAAGGUUCCCGACUACGCCGUCGUCCAGGAUGAGCAUGAGCAUGACGACAUGGCCUCCGUGCCGUCGACGGCCGGUUCCACGACGGAGGAGACCGGGAAGGACCAAACCCAUACGAAGGAAAAGGCGCUCGUCAUGGCCGAAACCCAGGCCACGUACCAGGAUCUCGUCGCUCAGGGCGAGGCCCGGUUCCAUGCAAGACUCAUGAAGAAGCGUGGCCCUCUAGGAUGGGCGAUGCGCACCUUGCGGGACAACCCCAUGGGUGCCGGUGAGAUCUACGAAUGGCGAAACAUGGUGCGACUGGCCAAGCGCGUCCCCGCCAUGAUCACGGUGGGUCUUCUCUACGGUAUGAAUUACGACAUCCACGCCGCGCAAUCUGGUAUCCAUGGCACCCCGGAGGGUGAGCGCAUGGCCCGCGUCUACGCACACGCCCCGAAGUACCCGAAUGAAGUGGAACACACCUACUCGUUCGUGCAGGUUCUUACCGCCUGCACGGCCUCCUUCGCUCACGGUGCCAACGACAUUGGAAACUCUGUGGGUCCAUGGGCGGUGAUGUACUCCGCCUGGCAGACUGGCGAUGCUCAGCAGUCCAAGGCUCCUGUUCCAGUGUGGCAGCUCGCUGUUCUUGCCCUCACUAUCUCUGCCGGUCUCAUCACCUAUGGAUACAACAUCAUGAAGGUCAUGGGUAAUAAGAUCACUUACCAUUCGCCGAGUCGUGGCUGCUCCAUGGAGAUGGGUGCCGCCUUGACCGUCCUCAUCUUCUCGCAGUAUUCCCUCCCGGUGUCGACCUCCAUGUGUAUCACUGGUGCUACCGUGGGUGUGGGUCUCUGCAACGGUACCUGGAGAGCCGUGAACUGGCAACGAGUUCUCCUGCUCAUGAUUGGAUGGGUUAUGACUAUUCCUAUUGCUGGCACUCUGGGUGGAGUUCUCAUGGGUCUCUUCCUCAACGCUCCUCACUUUGCUUCCUAA
Messenger RNA from Aspergillus bombycis, 1803 nucleotides. RefSeq names its product inorganic phosphate transporter. The transcript has 3 exons. The record is from RefSeq and is a predicted model, not a curated record. Gene Ontology annotation, biological process: phosphate ion transmembrane transport. Bases 1 to 1803 code for a protein of 600 amino acids. Gene Ontology annotation, cellular component: membrane. NCBI's taxonomy places the organism in Eukaryota, Fungi, Ascomycota, Eurotiomycetes, Eurotiales, Aspergillaceae.